AUGGCACUCUUUUUCUCACUCCAAAGUAUUCUACUUCUAGUACUCAUUUUCUUCUGUCUUCUACUGCCACUUGCUACGCCUUUUACCGUUAUAAUGUCCGAUUCCUCUGCUCUAGUUGAUGGGCCACAAACCGGGUUCUCCAUGAAGAAGAACGGGUUCCGGACCGACACCCACGAGCAAGAAGCGGUGUACGACAUCAUGAGGGCCACAGGGAACGACUGGGCCACCGACAUCCCUGACGUUUGUCGUGGCCGUUGGCACGGCAUCGAGUGCAUGCCCGACAAGGACAACAUCUACCACAUUGUCUCACUCUCCUUCGGGGCAUUGUCCGACGACACCGCAUUCCCGACGUGCGACCCGACCCGCUCCUAUAUUUCGCCAUCUGUCACUAAGCUCCCACACAUUAGGACCCUAUUCUUUUACCGUUGUUUUGGUCACAACCUUCAGCCAAUUCCAGCAUUUUUAGGUCAGUUGGGUGCCACGCUACAAACUUUGGUGCUUAGAGAAAACGGCCACGUGGGUCCCAUCCCUAGUCAACUCGGCAAUCUCACCCGUUUAAGGGUCCUUGAUCUUCACAAAAACAAUCUCAACGGUACAAUCCCAGUCUCACUGGGCCGAGUCACCGGUCUAAGGUCGUUAGACUUGAGUGGGAACAAACUAACCGGUUCAAUACCCGGUUUUACCUUCCCGGAUCUGAACAUUUUGGACCUUAGCCAAAAUCUGCUAACCGGUUCGAUCCCACCCACUCUUGGAACCUGCCAUUCCUUGAUCAAAAUAGACUUUAGCCGUAACCGUCUGAUCGGUCCAAUCCCCGACUCAAUCGACGGGUUAAAAAACCUCAUGCUUAUGGAUUUAAGCUACAAUCGUCUCACGGGACCCCUACCCAUAUCAGGCUUAGUCUCUCUCCAAGCAUUGAUUAUGAAAGGAAAUCCAAUGGCGCCCGACGCAAUUCCUAGCGAUGGGUUUGACGGCAUGAAAGGCUUGAUGAUUUUAGUCUUAUCAAAUAUGAACUUGAACGGUCCGAUUCCGGAAUCACUCGGCCGAUUAACAAACCUCCGUGUCCUUCAUCUCGACGGGAAUAACUUCAACGGUUCAAUUCCGGCGAACUUCCGAGACUUGAAGAAUCUGAGCGAGUUGAGAUUAGACGAUAAUCAACUGAGGGGGCCGAUUCCUUUCGGGAAAGAAACGGUGUGGAGGAUGAGAAGGAAAUUAAGGCUCUAUAACAAUUCCGGACUCUGCUACAACGCCAAUAGCGGUGUAGAAGAUUUAGAUCCAUGGCUUCAUCCGGGCAUUGGUUUGUGUGACGUGCCACGGCCAGCAAGAAGAGUAGAGCAUCUUUCUACCAUGGAAACAUACAUGCCAACAAAAUUCCAUACAUCAUCUGGGGCUUUUUUGAAAUUGUCAGUUUAUGUUAGUUUGCUUCAACUAGCUACUUUUGUAAUUUCUUCUUUGCCUUUAAUGUAAUGUAGAAAUAAAACCCAAGUAAUACAUAUAUAAUAUUUAUAAUAUUUAUUUUUGGCUGUAACAUAAAUAUAAGUGGUAACACCAUUUUUACCUCCGGCCAUUGUUGCUUAAGUACUUUUUUAAUUGAAGGGAAAAAUGUAAAAUUAAUUCAUGAAGUUUAUCUGAUUUGCAAUU
This is a messenger RNA of Alnus glutinosa, 1638 nucleotides long. RefSeq names its product protein TOO MANY MOUTHS. The transcript has a single exon. The record is from RefSeq and is a predicted model, not a curated record. NCBI's taxonomy places the organism in Eukaryota, Viridiplantae, Streptophyta, Magnoliopsida, Fagales, Betulaceae. Gene Ontology annotation, molecular function: protein binding. The coding region runs from base 1 to 1464 and encodes 487 amino acids.